Messenger RNA from Salvelinus sp. IW2-2015, 2062 nucleotides. RefSeq names its product intermediate filament protein ON3. Gene Ontology annotation, molecular function: structural constituent of skin epidermis. Gene Ontology annotation, cellular component: keratin filament. Lineage: Eukaryota; Metazoa; Chordata; Actinopteri; Salmoniformes; Salmonidae. Gene Ontology annotation, biological process: keratinization; intermediate filament organization. The record is from RefSeq and is a predicted model, not a curated record.
UGUCAGCCAGAUCGUCACUUGACUCUCCUUUUUGAAGCCUCCUUGUCCUUAAUCCGUUGCUCUCUCUUUUGAGAAUUCAGGCUUGUAAAGCAGAGUCAACACUACCCUAAAGUUGCAACCAUGAGCUUCAGCAGGACAAGCUACAGAAGCGGCGGCAGCAGCAUGGGCGGCGGAAUGGGGGGCAGCACCACCAUUCGCAAGAGUUUCACCAGCCAGUCCUUGGCUGCUCCCGGAUCCACCCGGAUGAGCAGCGGGUCUGUCCGCCAUUCUGGCGCCGGGUUCGGCUUCAGCAGCAGCAGCAGCGCAGGUGGCUACGGUGGUGGUCUCGGCGCUGGCUAUGGUGGUGGUAUGGGUGGCGGAUUCCAUGGCGCCACCAUCACAGCUGUCACAUGCAACCAGAGCCUGCUGGCACCACUGAACCUGGCGAUCGACCCCAACAUCCAGGUUGUCCGCACCCAUGAGAAGGAGCAGAUCAAGACCCUCAACAACCGCUUUGCCUCCUUCAUCGAUAAGGUGCGUUUCUUGGAGCAGCAGAACAAGAUGCUGGAGACCAAGUGGAGCCUCCUGCAGGACCAGACCACCACCCGCUCCAACAUCGACGCCAUGUUCGAGGCCUACAUCUCCAACCUGCGCAGACAGCUGGACGGCCUGGGCAACGAGAAGAUGAAGCUGGAGGGGGAGCUGAAUAACAUGCAGGGUCUGGUUGAGGACUUCAAGAACAAGUAUGAAGAUGAAAUCAACAAGCGCGCCUCAGUAGAGAAUGAGUUUGUCCUGCUGAAGAAGGAUGUUGACGGUGCUUACAUGAACAAGGUGGAGCUGGAGGCCAAGGUUGACGCUCUACAGGAUGAGAUCAACUUCCUCAGGGCCGUCUACGAGGCGGAGCUGCGUGAGCUGCAGGGCCAGAUCAAGGACACCUCUGUGGUGGUAGAGAUGGACAACAGCCGUAACCUGGACAUGGACUCCAUUGUCGCUGAAGUGCGCGCCCAGUAYGAGGAYAUCGCCAACCGCAGCAGAGCUGAGGCCGAGACCUGGUACAAGCAGAAGUAUGAAGAGAUGCAGAGCUCUGCUGGACAGUAUGGUGAGGACCUCCGCUCAACCAAGACUGAGAUCGCCGAGCUGAACCGCAUGAUCGCUCGUCUCCAGAACGAGAUUGAGGCCGUCAAGGGUCAGCGGGCCAACCUUGAGGCUCAGAUCGCUGAGGCAGAGGAACGCGGUGAGAUGGCAGUGAAGGACGCCAAGCUCCGAAUCAGGGACUUGGAGGAUGCUCUCCAGAGAGCCAAGCAGGACAUGGCCCGCCAGGUGCGCGAGUACCAGGAGCUGAUGAAUGUCAAGCUGGCCCUGGACAUUGAGAUCGCCACUUACAGGAAGCUGCUGGAGGGAGAGGAGAGCAGAAUAUCCUCGGGUGGUGCAUCUGCAACAAUCCAUGUGCAGCAGAGCUCUGGUGGCAACUACUCCAGCGCAGGCUCAGGUGGAUUCGGCUACGGCGGCGGCAGCAGCAGCUACGGCGGCGGCAGCUACGGCGGCGGCAGCAGCAGCUACGGCGGCGGCAGCAGCAGCUACGGCGGCGGCAGCAGCAGCUACGGCAGCGGUGGUGGUGCCACAAUCACCAAGUCCGUGACAUCCACCAGCUCCAGCAGGCGUUUCUAGAGACUGUCAACUCUCCACCCAAACCAGACCCAUACCAAUCCACGGUGCUACGCAGUACUCUUAGGCCUACACAGCUGAUUUACAGUCGGAUUGAUGACCUGUAUUUACGUUUAUUUUUCAAUCCCCUCCCAAGACAAAAAAAAGAAGAAUAGGCAAGUUGAAUUACACUGCCUUGGUAGAUUCACUGGAAAACAAUGAAAGUAUCAUUGUGUUAUUUCAGGAGCAAUACCUGUUCUCCCCUGUAUUAUUCACCAUAAUUCACAGGUAACCAAUAAUGUACAAGUGCCAGUUCCUCACAAGGCCAACAUUUCUAUCUUUCUGCACUGAUGUUUAAGGAAUAUAAAUGGAAAAAGAAAAAUWGAAUGUGUGAAAACGUAAACCAACCAUAAAGAAAGCUUGCUAAGGAUCCACUCUG